UAAAGAAUUUGAAGUAUUUGUCAAAACCCCGAAAAAGGAACCGGGAGAGGCGGAAAAGUACCCUAAACCCUGGGGACUGGGGAGGGCUCUGUUUCACUCCUCUCCUCUGUUCCGAUGGACUGAGGGACUGGCGAAAAUGAGGAACAAGCUUGUGGGUGGAACACCACUCCACUCGAGCUGUUCUAUUUCCGGAAUAAAAUGGGCGUUUGGUAGGAAAGAGGUCGAGAAUGUUGUAUCUAGCUCUAGCUCCAAUAUUUGGUGGCGUGGAAGAUCAUAUGCUGCGUCUGUUGCUCCUGCCAUACCUGAUCCCGACAAGGAUCGUAAAACUGUUCCUAUAGAAGCUCGCCGAGCAAUGGUCGAAUCUUUUGUGGACAAGUACAAGUCAAUAAAUGCUGGGAAGUUGCCAUCGAUAUCAAAUACUCAGAAGCAAGUGGGUGGCUCUUUUUAUGUGGUUAGGAAAAUCCUUCAGGAGCUGCAGAAUGAAUCUACAAUGCCGUCCUUAAAGAGUAGAAGUAAAGUGUCAUUUGAAGAAAAGGCAACCAAAGAGACCCCUAAUGUUGGUGACAAACGUUUGGAAGCAACAUCUGAUUGGCGAAUGUCCUCCUCUUGUGCUGAGAAGACUUUGUCUGCUGAUGAUGAUGUAGAGCUUUCAAGUGAGGUUAGCCAUUCUGUCCUCCCAAUGAGAAGGAAUCUUUUGGAGGACCCAGAGGAAGUUUCUUCUGAUUCUCAUAAGAAACGAGAUGAUGAAAAUAAAGACUUGGACAAUUCUGAACAUGUUUAUACUGAAAGUCGUAUGCUAAAACAUGAACCAGAUGUAGUUUCUGAUGUUGACCUUGAAAGUAGUUUUCCAUCUGAAGAUCUGAAGCAUGAAGAUUCAAAUUGUAAAGAGCAACAAGUCCAUAGUUCUCUUGAAUUAGACAGGGACAACAUUUACAAUAGAAGAGUGAAUGAAGCUCAGCUUCCAACAAGUGAAUCAAAACCAUGGGGACGUAUUAAGUCAAUUGUAGAUGGUAUAAUCAACAUGUGGAGGAACCUAUAAAUCCUUCCAGGAUUUAGAUCAGAGCUUGUAAAUAUUGUCUUCACAUAGGCUGGCGAUAAUGUUGUUCUUUUUUUUUUUUGGCUUACUUUAUGAUUAUUUCUAUAUUUGAACAGAAAUGCCAGAGACCACAGCAUAUGAAAUUUUCGUAAUUGAAGCUUUUUCUCUCUUUCUCAGUUAUAAUAAAAAUAGGGAUGCAUGAAAGGAUUUGAGGUGACCAUUGGGUGGGAAUAUAGUUAUGAGCAAAGUAUUAAAUAUCCAUCGACAAGUCGACAUUUCUAUCGACAUCAACAUUUUUAUUGACAUUGACAUUUGGUGGAUUCCAUAAGCUCCCAGAUUUCAUUGGCUGUAAUUCUCUUGUAUUGCAAUAUAUUUACAGUAGAUGUUGGAAAAUGUAUGGUGGAUUCCGUGGAGUGUUGAAUGAUAUUUGUGAAAGUUUGAUGGAAAA
Molecule: messenger RNA, 1484 nt
Organism: Momordica charantia (bitter melon)
Lineage: Eukaryota; Viridiplantae; Streptophyta; Magnoliopsida; Cucurbitales; Cucurbitaceae
Source: RefSeq, a predicted model, not a curated record